Messenger RNA from Leishmania braziliensis MHOM/BR/75/M2904, 2622 nucleotides. RefSeq lists its product as hypothetical. Gene Ontology annotation, biological process: regulation of DNA-templated transcription. The transcript has a single exon. The coding region runs from base 1 to 2622 and encodes 873 amino acids. NCBI's taxonomy places the organism in Eukaryota, Euglenozoa, Kinetoplastea, Trypanosomatida, Trypanosomatidae. The record is from RefSeq and is a predicted model, not a curated record. Gene Ontology annotation, molecular function: RNA polymerase II complex binding. Gene Ontology annotation, cellular component: Cdc73/Paf1 complex.
AUGGCGGCAGCGGCAACCACGACAAGCACCACCACGACGCGGGCGUUGGAUGAAUUCCACAGAGGCAAUGUUGAGGCGGCGCAGUUCAUACUCGAGGAGGCGGCCAAGUCAGAGCAUAACGUAAAUGAACUUUUGUCAAUCCACUGCCUGCGCGCUACCUUGGCCGCAAUGAAGGGUAGCAUGGACGUUACGUCCAUUACUGCGCAGCUCGCACCUGGGGAGCCGGUGCGGCUCCCCGUGCAGAGCUACCUAGAGGGCGUUGCCGCGAUGGCGCGUGGCGAUCUGGCCACGGCGCGAAGACGUCUGGAGACGGCGGUAGAGCGGUGCGAGGGUUUUGGCGCUGCAUUGGUGUGUCUUGCUGCUGUGUACUACCUUACCAGCCAGUACGAGAAGAGCUAUGCGCAGUACUGCUACACACUGAAGAUGUUCGGGUCUGACGAGGCGCCGUCCGUGGUGCGGGUAGGAAUGGGUUUGUGUGCCUUCCGGCUCCAGCGGCUCGUGGAUGCCCGCCGCAUCCUCGAGCGCGCCAUCGAGGUGCAUCCCGAUGAUGAGCUCGCGUGGCUAGGCUUACUAGCGGUCUACAUUGACCUUCGCAUGCUGCCCCAGAUUCACACGGCCGUGGUGCGGCUCAAGCAUUUGAUGCCUCAGAACACGACGGUCCUGCUGAAAGUGUGCGACUUAGCCUACUUCCGCUCCUUGGAGGACGGACGACUGAAGAGCUCCAUGGGGCGGUUGCGUAGUCUGCUGCGGUAUGUGCGGCAGAGGGCUUCACCUGAGGAAAUGGCGCUGGUGGACUUCCACGAGGGUCGACUGCUGCUCGUCUGCGGCGAGGUGGCAGCGGCGCAGCCACUUCUCGAAUCUGCCGUGCGCGCCAACCCGAACCUCUUAGCUGCCCGUAUCCACUACGCCCGUCUGCUGAUGUACGCCAACCGCCACGCUGACGCGGAGACGCUGCUGAUGGAGGUAAACAGGACGUGGCCGAACGAGAAAGAAGUGUUGCAGAUGCUUGCCAUUCUUGCAACGCGAGCGGGCCGCCACAGCGAGGCCCUUCGCUACAGUCACACCCUGACGAUGACGGUGGCUCAAGGCGACGUGAACUCGUGGGCAUUGGCGGCCGUGUGUUCUCGCCUCGACACGGAGCACUGCAAGCGGAUCUGCGCGCACGUGCGUGCCGUUCAGCGGGAGCUGAACCUGCCGUCUAGCUGGAAGCUAAGUGCCAACCUCGCCAUCCUCUCAGGAGAUGUGGAGGCGAUGCAGGGUAUCGUGGACACGGAGCUGGGGGCGGCCUUUCUCAUGUCCAACAUCGCCGUGGAUGUCUCCUAUGUACCGCUCUUGUACAACCUGGCGUUGUUGCUUGAGAAGCGGGAGCCGGCACGCGCGCGGCAGCUUUAUGUGUACCUUGUCAAGCACUGCAGUACCUUUGCUGCACCGUACUACCGCCUUCACUUCCUGGCGAAGGAGGCAGGUCAGCUGCAGCAGGCGGUGGCGUGGCUGCAGUGGCUGUUGAAGGUGCACCCGAUGGAAGCCACGGCCCAGACAUGCAUGGCGCAGCUCUACAUGGAAAGGUCGAACGUGAAGGAGGCUCUCGCUAUCUUCAAGAAGGUGAACGCCUCCGAGUUGCAGCUGCCUGUAGCACUCGCUGUCGGUUCCACCUCUCUUCAGGCGUGCCAGCAAUCCUCUUCGCAGUGGCCGAAGCUGCUCGCCUCGGCGCGCUCUUUUUACCGGGAUGUUCUUGCCAAGGAUCCCCGCAACAUUCUUGCGGCCCACGGCUACGCGUGCUGCGACGGGCUCGAGCGUCGCGGAGACGCUGCUGAGGCGAUGCUAAAUAGUGUGAGCGAAGUGACUUCCCUUUCCACCGUGUCGACGAGCAACGUCGAUGCCCACCGCGCCAACGUGAAGAUGCUCAGCCACGGCUACAAGCAGGCCGCGGACUACUUCGCGCGCAUGCCGACACGCACAUCCGAGCAGGACGCGAUGUACUCGUUCUGCAUGGCCACCGAAGGUCGGUACACAGAGGCCCUAGAGCUGAUGCACACCGCCACUCUGAAGGCCCCGAGUGGGGAUCCGAUGCUGGUGUACAAUACUGCCUUGCUGCAUUUCAUGGCCUUUGUUGACGGACUGAAGGGCACACGCGCCCUUACAGCGGCGCAGGGUGAGGCGCUUCUUGCCCACCUGGAGUCUGGGCGGCGGGGCGCCACUCUCCUGGAGAGCAUAAAGGGCAAGUACGAGUUGAUGAGCCGCGCCAAGCGCUACCUGCGCUCCAUAAGCGCCUACUGCGAGCGCCACUGUGCCACCGUGCACGCGCUUGUGGAGGCUGGCCAGCAACGGGCGAAAGAGCUAGCGCUGUCGGAGGAGGGAUGGAGGCGCGUGUUUGCGUCACACAAGGCGGAGCAGCAGCGCCGGCAAGAGGAGGAGGAGUUAGCGGAGCACCACAAGGCGGAGGAGCGCAAGCUGGCGGAGGCAGACGUGUACGCGCGCUUUCGUCUAAGUCGCAUUCAGCAGCCGGCGGCGCUGCUAAAUGCGGAUUUGCUAGCCGCGACGCUGGCGGAUGCCAUGCAGGACACGAUGCCAAAAGAGGGGCAGUCAAUGGCGUUGGGUGAAGAGGAGGGCGAGUUACCGUGA